This is a messenger RNA of Talpa occidentalis (Iberian mole), 4142 nucleotides long. It is a transcript of the gene ATG14, whose product is annotated as autophagy related 14. The transcript has 10 exons. Gene Ontology annotation, cellular component: mitochondria-associated endoplasmic reticulum membrane contact site; extrinsic component of phagophore assembly site membrane; phosphatidylinositol 3-kinase complex, class III. The coding region runs from base 16 to 1494 and encodes 492 amino acids. Gene Ontology annotation, biological process: autophagosome assembly; mitophagy; cellular response to starvation. The record is from RefSeq and is a predicted model, not a curated record. NCBI's taxonomy places the organism in Eukaryota, Metazoa, Chordata, Mammalia, Eulipotyphla, Talpidae.
UGCUCGCAGGCCAUCAUGGCGUCUCCCAGUGGGAAGGGAGUCCGGGCGCCGGAGGCUCCUGGCUGCGGGCCCCGGCCGCUCGCCCGGGACCUGGUGGACUCGGUGGACGACGCAGAGGGGCUGUAUGUGGCGGUCGAGCGAUGCCCGCUGUGCAACACCACCCGCCGGCGGCUGACCUGCGCCAAGUGCGUCCAGAGCGGCGAUUUCGUCUACUUCGACGGCCGCGAUCGUGAGAGGUUUAAAGAUAAGAAGGAGCGAUUAAACCAACUUAAGAGCAAGCAAGAAGAAUUUCAAAAAGAAGUAUUAAAAGCUAUGGAAGGAAAAUGGAUAACAGAUCAGUUGAGAUGGAAAAUAAUGUCCUGCAAGAUGAGGAUUGAACAGUUGAAACAAACUAUAUGUAAAGGAAAUGAAGAAAUGAAGAAAAAUUCUGAAGGCCUUCUCAAAACCAAGGAAAAGAAUCAGAAACUUUACACUCGAGCACAACGACAUCAAGAGAAAAAGGAGAAGAUUCAGAGGCACAAUCGCAGACUCGGCGACAUGGUAGAAAAAAAAACCAUUGACUUAAAAAGUCAUUAUGAACGUCUGGCAAACCUUCGGCGAUCUCAUAUAUUAGAGCUCACCUCUGUCAUUUUUCCAAUUGAGGAAGUAAAGACUGGUAUGAGAGAUCCCGCAGACGUGUCUUCAGAGAGUGAUAGUGCCAUGAGCUCCAGCACUGUGAGCAAGCUCGCCGAAGCCCGGAGGACAACCUACCUGUCUGGGAGAUGGGUCUGUGACGACCACAACGGGGACACCAGCAUCAGCAUUACCGGGACUUGGAUCAGCCUUCCUAACAAUGGGGACUACUCUGCCUACUACAAUUGGGUGGAAGAGAAGAAAACCACUCAGGGGCCUGACAUGGAGCACAAUAACCCCGCCUACACGAUCAGUGCUGCCUUGUGCUAUGCCACUCAGCUCGUCAACAUUUUGUCCCAUAUACUCGACAUAAAUCUUCCUAAAAAGCUGUGCAACAGUGAAUUUUGUGGGGAAAAUCUCAGCCGACAGAAAUUUACUCGAGCAGUGAAGAAACUGAACACAAAUAUUCUCUAUCUUUGCUUUUCUCAGCAUGUAAAUCUAGAUCAGUUACAACCACUGCAUACCCUCAGGAAUCUCCUGUACCUAGUCAGCCCGAGCUCGGAGCACCUGGGCAGGUCAGGACCCUUUGAAGUGCGUGCAGACCUUGAGGAGUCCAUGGAAUUUGUGGAUACUGGUGUCGCUGGAGAAUCAGAUGAGAGCGGAGACGAGCACAUAAGUGAUGAGGAAACUGACCUGGGCAUGGACUGGGAGAACCUGCCGAGCCCCCGCUUUUGUGAUAUCCCCUCCCAGCCCGUGGAAGUGUCCCAGAGCCAGAGCACCCAGGCGUCCCCGCCCAUCGCCAGCAGCAGUGCCGGUGGGAUGAUCUCCUCCGCCGCAGCCUCAGUGACCUCCUGGUUCAAAGCUUACACCGGACACCGCUAGAGGAGCAUGGACCCAAACAUGCCACGUUUGUAUCGAGAAAGUUCUACUUGCUCCAGUAAAAUUUAAGUGUUUAGUUUAAAUAGUGCCUGGAACAAAGAGAGUGUAAACUUUUGUUUUUUCAGUAGGGAGACGAGCAUUUCUGUCAGAUGGCCAAGGGUGAUGGCCAACAUCCUUACGAUGAUGUAACAGAGGGAUCAGUGGUUCUUCUCCCCAAACCUGUUGGUGGAAUAAGGACUUGUGCACGUGGACACCUCUGUUGAGGCAGAAAUUCCUUUGAGUUCCCUCUGCUCACAGGCCACAGGCCCCGCAGAUACGGGCUUACUUGUUGGUCCUGUGAUGCUGUUCCUGAACAUGUUGGUUUUAGAGGUUGAAUCACAGGGAAGUGAUUCUUGAUGAUUAGGACUUGAAAGAUAAAAAAUUUGAGUUUGUUUUUAUGCCAUCUGUUUUUUGUACAGAGAGUCAGAGGGCAGUAUGAAAUACCAAUUUCUCUAUAAUUUGGUCAUAUUUGACUUUUAGGUAAAGGAUUUUGGUUUUGUUUGCAAGGGGUGGUCUUUUGGGGGGAAGGGUUAGAUUAGAAACUAUUCAUUUGUGCUGCUCUGUUGUAGCAUGUUGGACAUUCCUGUUUUUCUUUCUACCCACACACCAAAGAAACUAAGAUCUUGUUUUCUUUAGGACCAUAUCCAUGAACAGAAGAAAUCCUCGCUGCAAUAAUGUCCUAGAGAUUUUUUAAACCAUUUUCUUGUAUUCUGAGGAUAAUUUAGUUCAUUCUUAUCUACAUUAUUGAAUUCUUACCUUCUGUACUAUGUACAUUUUGAAAUUGAACUUAUUUUGUGUGUGAGUGAAAAUUAAGUUAUGGAGGUUGUUCCUUUGUAAGCUAAAUGCCUCCUGGGGCACAGGUUAAAGGUUACGUCAUUGAGGAGCCUCUGGUCAUCCUUCCUGUGUCCAGUUUUCUCUAAGGUAUUUAGUAGUAAAGGUUUGUUGCUUUUUUUUUUCCUCCAGGGAAAGCAUCCUGCUUGUUUCUUUCCUGGAGGUCUCCAUUGCUCUAAGGACACUACUUUGGCUCAGAAAUGCAGAGCAAUCAUUAUAGCUGAUAUUACUCUUCUCUAUCCUAAGGGAAAGCGCAGACAGAAUUUUCCCUCACCCAGCUCAUUUUCAGCUAAUGUGUGUCAUUCUCUUGGUGACAAUCUUACAAGAAAACUGUAGAGAGGCAUUAUGUACAAAUAUGUAAGUAGAUUUUUAUUUUUAAUACCUGCAAAAAAAGAAAAAAAACCCUAUGUUAACAAUUACAAAAAGAAAUCCUAUGAAAAGUUCCUAACAGGCAUUACCACCAUAUCUUGUUAGUGUGAUUAGCAUGAUAGUACCUCAGAUAAAUCAUUUGGAGGUUUGUUCCUUAGCUUCUUUUCUCACUGUAAUUACUAUAGUUGAUAAUUUGCCUCCAAAUCCGAGGUGCUAUAUAGCUUUUGCUAUUGAUAUAAGUAGUGUUUGGUAGACUUUUGGGUAGAGCUGCAGGGGGUGUGUAUUCCUAUCUAGGAGUCCCAAGUUCCUAGGCUAUGAAUUUUCCACAAAGGGAGGAAACAUUGUUUCUCCACAUGGGAUUUUAUACAACUGGUAUCUGUUCUAAGUGCUCAGCUUCCUGAUGUCUGGGCUGGUGUUGUACCUCUCAAGUCUGUAUUCACAGAGAGUGGGUGUAGUGGACUUGAACUUAAAAUCCCAUGAGGUAAGAGUUGUCCAGGCACUUCAAACCCUCAGAAAGAAGAGCUUAGUCUCAAGAGUUGGAAGUCUGGGAUCUGGCGCUUAGGGGUAGAGAUUGACUUCAGCAUAAAGAGGCAUAGAAGUCAUAGUUUUUUCCAAGCAAGCCACUUAGGAGACCAUGAAUGUGAGAUGGAGUUAAGGAAUUAGAAUCCAGAGAUCACAAACUCCUAUCUAGAGUAACUCAACACAAUUUACAAAGAUAGGGGAAAUUUAGGAUAUAAUAGGGUGUAUUUUGUUGUUAAUGAUAUCAGCUAGAGGCACUUUACUUAGGGUAAAUGGUCAAACCCUUUAGUGAUUUUGAACACCAACAUACUGGCUUACACUGCUGAGAUGUUUUGGUUUUCAUUAUUUUGCACUGGAUCCACCAUGUAAACAUUCUUAAAAUAUACAUUUCAACCACUGUUUUUUCUACUCUUUGCUGCUCAUUAAAUCUUUCAUGUAGGUGCCAGAACUAUAUAUAAACAGCUUUUUAAAUUGAAACUGGUAUUUUUUUAAACAAAAAGCCAUAGAAUUGGGUCAUGUUUUCCAUAUUAAAAUAAUCUAUUGAAAUAAGAUAAUACUAAAACAACUCAUAGGCACCAAAUAGGCUGCUUAAAAUGGUCUUCUAAAGACUUUUUUUUGUAAUGGAAUAUAAGUUUUGCACAUCUGUAAGUUAAGGAGUAAACAAUGUCAACAUUGGGUGGAGCGCACAGGAGUCAUUCAAGGAUUCGGGUGUCCAUCACUAGGAAAGUGCGUUUGGGGCAUGCUGUUAAAGAACUAGUGUCCUAGAAUCUCCUCACAGUGUCAUGUUGCAGGAAUUUCCAUUGCUCUGCGACUUCCAAACUAAUUUGAGUCAUUCAAAUGUUUUCUAAACUUUUAUUGUAUUAUUGCAAUAAAUCUUUUAACAGUACUCUAUU